AUGGGAUUCCAGGAGGCGGGGCUUCACAUUUACCACAAUUACCCCACUGUCCCCACUGUCCCCAUUACCCCCACUAUCCCCACUAUCCCCACUUCCCCCACUGUCUCCACUACCCCCACUGUCCCCACCACCCCCACUGUCCCUACUGUCCCCAUUACCCCCACUGUCCCCACUACCCCCACUCUCUCCACUACCCCCACUGUCCCCAUUACCCCCACUGUCCCCACUACCCCCACUGUCCCUACUGUCCCCAUUACCCCCACUGUCCCCACUACCCCCACUGUCCCCACUUCCCCCACUGUCCCCACCACCCCCACUGUCCCCACCACCCCCACUGUCCCCAUUACCCCCACUGUCCCCAUUACUCCCACUGUCCCCACCACCCCACUGUCCCUACUGUCCCCAUUACCCCCACUGUCCCCCACCGUCUCCAUUACCCCCACUGUCCCCACUGUCCCCAUUACCCCCACUGUCCCCACUACCCCCACUAUCCCCACUACCCCCACUGUCCCCACCACCCCCACUGUCCCCACUGUCCCCAUUACCCCCACUGUCUCCAUUACUCCCACUGUCCCCACCACCCCACUGUCCCUACUGUCCCCAUUACCCCCACUGUCCCCCACCGUCUCCAUUACCCCCACUGUCGCCACUGUCCCCACUACCCCCACUGUCCCCAUUACCCCCACUGUCCCCACCACCCCCACUGUCCCCACUGUCCCCAUUACCCCCACUACCCCCACUGUCCCCAUUACCCCCACUGUCCCCACCACCCCCACUGUCCCUACUGUCCCCACUACCCCCACUGUCCCCACUACCCCCACUGUCCCCAUUACCCCCACUAUCCCCACUGUCUCCACUACCCCCACUGUCCCCACUGUCCCCACUACCCCCACUGUCCCCAUUACCCCCACUGUCCCCACUGUCUCCAUUACCCCCACUGUCCCCACCACCCCACUGUCCCUACUGUCCCCAUUACCCCCACUGUCCCCAUUACCCCCACUGUCCCCACUAUCCCCACUGUCUCCACUACCCCCACUGUCCCCAUUACCCCCACUACCCCCACUGUCCCCACCACCCCCACUGUCCCCAUUACCCCCACUGUCCCCACUACCCCCACUGUCCCCACUACCCCCACUGUCCCCACUGUCCCCACUAUCUCCACUACCCCCACUGUCCCCAUUACCCCCACUGUCCCCACUGUCUCCAUUACCCCCACUGUCCCCACCACCCCACUGUCCCUACUGUCCCCAUUACCCCCACUAUCCCCAUUACCCCCACUGUCCCCACUAUCCCCACUGUCUCCACUACCCCCACUGUCCCCAUUACCCCCACUGUCCCCACCACCCCCACUGUCCCCACUGUCCCCAUUACCCCCACUGUCCCCACUAUCCCCACUUCCCCCACUGUCUCCACUACCCCCACUGUCCCCACUGUCCCCACUAUCUCCACUACCCCCACUGUCCCCAUUACCCCCACUGUCCCCACUGUCUCCAUUACCCCCACUGUCCCCACCACCCCACUGUCCCUACUGUCCCCAUUACCCCCACUGUCCCCACUACCCCCACUGUCCCCAUUACCCCCACUACCCCCACUGUCCCCAUUACCCCCACUGUCCCCACCACCCCCACUGUCCCCACUGUCCCCAUUACCCCCACUGUCCCCACUACCCCCACUGUCCCCAGUACCCCCACUGUCUCCAUUACCCCCACUGUCCCCACCACCCCCACUGUCCCUACUGUCCCCAUUACCCCCACUGUCCCCACUGUCCCCACUACCCCCACUGUCCCCAUUACCCCCACUGUCCCCACUGUCUCCACUACCCCCACUGUCUCCACUACCCCCACUGUCUCCAUUACCCCCACUGUCCCUACUGUCCCCAUUACCCCCACUGUCCCCAUUACCCCCACUGUCCCCACUGUCCCCAUUACCCCCACUGUCCCCACUAUCCCCACUGUCUCCACUACCCCCACUGUCCCCAUUACCCCCACUGUCUCCAUUACUCCCACUGUCCCCACCACCCCACUGUCCCUACUGUCCCCAUUACCCCCACUGUCUCCAUUACUCCCACUGUCCCCACCACCCCACUGUCCCUACUGUCCCCAUUACCCCCACUGUCCCCACUACCCCCACUGUCCCCAUUACCCCCACUGUCCCUACUGUCCCCAUUACCCCCACUGUCCCCACUGUCCCCAUUACCCCCACUGUCCCCACCACCCCCAUUACCCCCACUGUCUCCACUGUCCCCACUACCCCCACUGUCCCCAUUACCCCCACUGUGUAUAUCAUGUCCCUGGCUGGUGUUAA
Messenger RNA from Ictalurus furcatus (blue catfish), 2304 nucleotides. RefSeq names its product proteoglycan 4-like. The record is from RefSeq and is a predicted model, not a curated record. Lineage: Eukaryota; Metazoa; Chordata; Actinopteri; Siluriformes; Ictaluridae. The transcript is spliced from 2 exons. Bases 1 to 2304 code for a protein of 767 amino acids.